AUGAAGGAGGGGGUUGAAGCAGCAAGGCACGUGGAGGAUCACAGGAGGUGCUGCAAGAUAACGGACGCCACUCUUGAUGUGAUGAUAAGGGCAGCUGGAGAGGGUGGAGUUGUGGAGAGCGUGCAGGGCAAGAGUGGGAAAACCCAUGUGGCUCCCGGCCACGGAGCUAAAUCAAAACAGUUUUGGGGGGCCAGGAGCCCAUUAUCUCACGAUUCAGGUGUCGGAUGUAGCACAGUGGUCCUGGUGAUGAUUGUCUAUGCAGAGCGACCGCUAACUGAUAACAGCAGAUCUUUGGCCUCCUAUGGCUUGAAGGACGGUGACGUGGUGAUCUUGCGACAGAAGGAGAACGUAGAGCCGCGGCCUCCGAUCCACUUUCCAGGUCUGCCUAGGAUAGACUUCAGCAGCAUUGCGGUUCCUGGGACAUCCACGCAGCAGCGGCGGCCACCAGCACAGCCCCUCCGCCCGUCGCCUCCGGAUGCGCCUGCCUUCCCUCAGGGUUUGGACAAUCCAGCUUUGCUACGGGAGAUGCUGCUGGCAAAUCCCCACGAGCUGUCCCUGCUGAAGGAGCGUAAUCCGCCUCUAGCCGAGGCGCUCCUCAGCGGAGACCUUGAAAAGUUCACCAGGGUGUUGGUGGAGCAACAGCAGGACCGAGCCCGGCGGGAGCAAGAGAGGAUUCGACUCUACUCAGCUGACCCUUUCGAUCUUGAGGCGCAGGCCAAGAUAGAAGAAGACAUAAGGCAACAAAAUAUUGAAGAAAAUAUGACAAUAGCAAUGGAGGAGGCUCCUGAGAGUUUUGGCCAGGUGGUGAUGCUGUACAUCAACUGCAAAGUCAAUGGACACCCAGUAAAAGCCUUUGUGGACUCAGGUGCCCAGAUGACCAUUAUGAGCCAAUCUUGUGCUGAAAGGUGCAACAUCAUGAGGCUGGUAGAUCGGCGGUGGGCUGGCAUUGCGAAGGGUGUGGGGACACAGAAGAUCAUUGGCAGAGUGCACUUAGCUCAGGUUCAGAUUGAAGGGGAUUUCCUGGCAUGUUCCUUCUCCAUCCUUGAAGAGCAGCCAAUGGACAUGCUUCUAGGACUGGAUAUGCUUAAGAGACAUCAGUGCUCCAUUGAUCUCAAGAAGAACGUGCUGGUGAUCGGCACCACUGGCUCGCAGACCACGUUCCUCCCGGAGGGCGAGCUCCCGGAAUGCGCGCGGCUGGCUUACGGAGCUGGGCGGGAGGACAUGCGAUCGGAGGAGAUUGCUGACCAAGAGCUGGCAGAAGCAAUACAGAAGUCUGUAGAGGAAGCAGUUGCUGCUAGAUGGCACCAAGAAAACCAAGUCAAAGAACAGGAAACAAGAACAGAGGCAGAAACAGAGAGUGGAUAUAGUGCAGCGCCAAGAGACUCGGCUCCCCACAAGACCUGUGUUCUUUUAUAACAGCUUGAAUUUUUGCUGCUUUCUCAUAGAUGGUACAACAGAAAUAAUUGUGUACAUCACUAGGCUAUUAAAGUUCUCCUUU
Messenger RNA from Tinamus guttatus (white-throated tinamou), 1498 nucleotides. The record is from RefSeq and is a predicted model, not a curated record. NCBI's taxonomy places the organism in Eukaryota, Metazoa, Chordata, Aves, Tinamiformes, Tinamidae.